UUGAUGCAAUGUAUCUACGACCUUGCAACCUACCCAGAAUAUCAAAAGUCGCUUCGUGAGGAAAUACGAACGGUGCUCUUCAACGGCGCCACGUUGUCACUCCAAAACAUAGGGAUGCUACGAAAAGUAGACAGCUUCAUGAAGGAGGUUCUUCGAUUGAGCCCAGGAACCCUAGUGGUCAUGGCUCGCAAGGCCCUAGUUGAAGUUAAGUUGUCAGAUGAACUCACUAUUCCCCGUGGAGUUACAGUGGCAAUGCCUUCAUAUGCGCUCAACCAAGAUCCCAACAUAUACGGACCUGACGCGACUGAAUUCAAACCCUUCCGGUUCUUAGAUGUUCCAGACGUGCCGUCUUCAUCGUUGGCAUUUGAGUCCGUCUCGGGGCCAGGACUGGACUUCGGACGUGGCAAAGCUUCAUGCCCCGGUCGAUACAUUGCCUUGUGGACAAUGAAGGUUAUCCUGGCUCGUUUCAUCCAGAGAUAUGAAGUCAGACUGCAGGACGGUGCGCAGCGCCCAGUCAAUAUUGAAGCUGGUGUGCACAAGAUCGCAAAUCUCGGAGGAAAUAUUAUGAUUCGACUGGCACCAUGA
Messenger RNA from Colletotrichum gloeosporioides, 585 nucleotides. Its product is annotated as Cytochrome P450 monooxygenase paxQ. Lineage: Eukaryota; Fungi; Ascomycota; Sordariomycetes; Glomerellales; Glomerellaceae. The record is from RefSeq and is a predicted model, not a curated record. The transcript is spliced from 2 exons. Gene Ontology annotation, molecular function: iron ion binding; heme binding; monooxygenase activity.